Molecule: messenger RNA, 1682 nt
Organism: Chinchilla lanigera (long-tailed chinchilla)
Lineage: Eukaryota; Metazoa; Chordata; Mammalia; Rodentia; Chinchillidae
Gene: Cgas
Product: Mab-21 domain containing 1
Biological process (GO): positive regulation of defense response to virus by host; cellular response to exogenous dsRNA; activation of innate immune response
Cellular component (GO): site of double-strand break; cytosol; nucleus
Molecular function (GO): 2',3'-cyclic GMP-AMP synthase activity; double-stranded DNA binding; chromatin binding
Source: RefSeq, a predicted model, not a curated record
CGGGGUCGGGGCGCCGCCGGGCGACCGUCAGCUGCAGCAGGUGCUGAAGCGGCUGCGCCUGCGGAGCGAGGAGAUCUCGGCGGCGGCGCGGGCGGUGAACGCGCUGGUGGAGCAGCUGCAGCGGGCCCUGCAGGCCUCCGAGUUCUGCGGGGCGUCGGUGCUGCGCUCCGGGAGCUACUACGAGCGCGUGAAGAUUUCUGCACCUAAUGAAUUUGAUGUCAUGUUUAAAAUGGAACUCCCCAGAAUUCAGCUAGAGGAAUAUUCUGACAGCGGUGCCUUUUACUAUGUGAAAUUCAAAAGAAAUCCCAAAGGAAACCCUCUGAGUAAGUUUGUAGAAGACGAAGUAUUAUCAGCUUCUGGGGUGCUGGCGAAAUUUAGAAAAAUCAUUAAGGAUGAAAUUGAAAAAAUCAACUCACUGAAACCAACUUCGUCCGAUCUUCAGUUACAUCACUUCCAGGAAAAACCGGAUAAAAAGAUCGUUAUGCAGAGGAAAGUACCCGGGAGCCCUGCUGUAACACUUGUUAUUAAAGAACCUAAAGAAAUAUCCGUGGAUAUAAUCCUUGCCCUGGAAUCAAGGAGUAGCUGGCCUCCGAAGACCUUGGAAGGGCUGCCCGUCGGAGAAUGGCUAGGACGAAAAGUCAGAACUAAACUAAGACAACAGCCGUUUUACCUUGUACCCAAGCACGCGAAAGAAAGACAAAGUUUCCAAGAAGAGACAUGGCGGCUGUCUUUCUCUCACAUCGAAAAGGACAUUUUGAAUAAUCAUGGAAACUCAAAAAGUUGCUGUGAGACUGAUGGAGAGAAAUGUUGCAGGAAGGACUGUUUAAAACUAAUGAAAUACCUUUUGGAACAGCUGAAAAAAAAGUUUGAAAAACGAGAAGAAUUGUCUAAGUUUUGUUCCUACCAUGUGAAAACUGCCUUCCUUCACUUAUGUGUCAAGUACCCGAGGGACAGUUUCUGGAAGCCCGAAGACCUACACCGCUGCUUCGAUGACUGUGUGGGCUUCUUCCUCGACAGGCUCAAGGAAGAAGAACUUAAACAUUUUUUUAUUCCUGAGGUCAAUCUCUUCUCUCCAGAAUACAUUAACAAAAGAAGUAAAACAUUUCUGGAAAAGCAAAUUGAAGAGGAAAGAAACAAUGGAUUCCCAAUUUUUAGUGAAUUUUGAAAUUAUAGUCUAAAAAAGAAUCAAGGAUUAGAGUGACUAUAACAGUUGAGAUUGCCAUAGCAAUUAUGGUGUAAAAAGAAGGUAAUUAAUUCCAGUGGGUCGGGGGCUGGGGAUUUAGCUCAGCGGCAAAAGCGCCUGCCUGGCAUGUGCAAGGUCGUGAGUUCAGUUCCCGGUACCGGAGAAAAACCAAAAAAAAAAAAAAAUAAUAAUAAUUCCAGUGGGACACAGAUGACAUUAAAGAAGCAAUUAGUUUCUACAGUUAAGUGAUAAUGACAGUAUAACACACCGGAACUUAUGGGACACAAUGAAAGCAGUCCUAAGAGGGAAAUUUAUAGCAGUGAAUACCCAUCUCAGGAAAAUAGAGCAAGCGCAAAUAAACAACUUAAUAGUGAACCUCAGACUUCUAGGAAAAGAAGAGCUGGCUAAGCCAAAAGCACAUACAGGGAGGAAAUUAUAAAGAUCAGAGCAGAAAUUAAUGCAUUGGAAACUAAAAAAACAAUACAAAGAAUCAAUGAAU